Molecule: messenger RNA, 2585 nt
Organism: Python bivittatus (Burmese python)
Lineage: Eukaryota; Metazoa; Chordata; Lepidosauria; Squamata; Pythonidae
Source: RefSeq, a predicted model, not a curated record
UGUCCCUCUUCUUCACAUGGUCAGAGUCCAGUCCAAGCCCUGGAAAAUAGGUUGAAGGAUGAUUCCAGAUCCUGGAAUUCAAACUGGCUUUUAAACCUGGGAGGAAUUCCUGUAUGUGAUGUGAUGAUGUACCAAAGAUUAAUGUGUGAUGUUGAGGACCUCAACGAAUCCCCAGCCCCAGGCAGUCAGAAACUCAACAGGAGCAGUCGCCUCCAGCAAAAAGAGAAUUUCUAACCGUGCGGUUACUAAAAGCCUGGAAACCCUGGGACGGGGCGAGAGAGAAAAAAGGCGACAAGUUUGGGAAGGGCUGCGACCAGAAAGGGCUCUUCCUCUCCAGCCCCGGCGGAGACAGAUUGGACGGCACGGCCUCCACCCAGCAUUUGGCUGCCGCCCUGGGCCUUCCCGCCUGCUCCAGCGGAUGCGAGCGGUUGUCCAGGGGCGGGGAAGGAGCUAAGGCCGAGCCUGGGAUGGCCGGAGCGCGCCAGCCGCAGAGCAUCUGCGGGGCCGGAAAGAGGUUCCAGCGCGCCCCAGCUCGGGCAGGACGCAGCCGAUUCAACCAGGUUGGAGGUAGUGAUCCAGACAUCAUCUUCUGAUGAACCUGUACUUUCCCAUUGCAGUUCCUUCCAUAUUUCUUCUUGCAACCAAGAAUUUACUAAGUAUUGCAUAAUUUCCAAACUUGCGUGCCGAAGGCAAAGUAGACACGAAUAAUUGAUGUGGAUAAUGAGUCCGCAUCACUUCCCUCUUACCUAGGUAGCUGAGAGACUUCAUGGGAAAAGGCCGUGUGGAGCAGAAUUUAGAUUCAAGCCCGCUAAUUCAUCUGCUGGACUGGCUUUCAGAGGUGCAUUGGCAUCCCUCAUCUCUGCAGAGCCCCACCUGCUUCACACCUACUGUGAAUACUCUUAACUCCCCUCCCCUUCCUGACAAGGAUAACUCUACCAGGAGUUCCUGUUCCUGCCAGCAUUGCUCUCGAGAGAUCCAAGAUUUUUCAACGCCUGUAGGUUUAAGAGAAGGUGGCAAAGGCAACCAGGGUCCUGCAAGAAGUUUAAUUUCAUCCUCCUUCUGACAGUGAACCAGCACAGCACACAAUAAGGAACUUGUCCUGUUGUUUGAAGAUACAAUGUGAAACUGUCUUGGGAUUAUUCUAUUUCUUGUGUGCUGUUUAGACUUCUUGCUGCCAGAAAUACAACAGAAUGUCUCAGGCCCAUGCAGCAAUCUUAACUGAUUAUCCUGCGAUUGCCAACCAUAAAGGAGAUGUCUCACCUGCACGUAGCUUAUCUGCAUGGCCGGGCAAGUUGCUAGACCCUGUGGAGGAGACUUCUGAGGGUACUACUUCACAGAAGAAAGAAAGAUUGUGUGCUCUGCAUCAAGAGGAAGAGAACAACCAGGAGCCUGAAAGCAAAGACAUGUCCUAUGGCCCUUCCUGUCUUCAGGAUUCUUUUCAUUCAAAUUUUAGUUUCAUCCAGCUCUCACUAAAUUCAGCCUCUGAAGCACGUGGUAUUGCAGGUGCAUCAGGAGGUAGGGAACUUAAAGAAACUGUGCAACUAUGUGGAGUAGAGAAAACAGAAAGUAUUAAUGUCCACGUACCUGGAGAAGGCCUAAGAACUUCACAAACAGAACUGUGGGCUUCAUAUAGCUCUCGGUGUGAUGAAGUUUGCACAUGUCCCUGGGAAGCUGCAGAGGAUGACAGCUUGCAGGACGGUGGGAGGCUCUCACCUUUCCAUGCAAAUAAUGCAUUUUCCUGUUCCAUGGAUUCUUUAGAGGCAACAUCUGCUGAUUCUUCUGUGACUUCAGGCUAUGAGAGUUGUGGCAUUGCUAGUGACCACAGUUGGGAUUUUCUGAUGAAGGAGUAUGAACCAGUAUUACAGGAAUGUUUGAUGGGCAAUCAACGUUUAAUAAAGAUAAAAUCCUUAAUGAGAAAACUUCAGAAGCUUCAGGAGAAAGCAGUAGCUGAGGAUGACUAUGAGAAAGGUAUGUUUCUGACAACCAGUUGCUGUUAUAAGUUGUUGUGGGCAGGCGAAGACCAGGAUUCACCUCAUGGCUCAGGCUGGUUUACAAUAAUUUGUUAUUUGCACAACAGUUAUGCAAGGUAGGUUAAAGAAGAAAAUGAUUUGCCUAUUCCAGUGUGACCUCAGUCUGAAUUCUCCAUGCCUCAGAAGUAAGAUCCUUAGUGUGUGAAAAACGUUUUUUUAAUCAUAUCAAAUUUAUUCCAUCUUACAUGCACACGUCUAUAGUGGACUUGAAUUAAUUAAACUAGUUUUGGGAUUAAGAGCCAGUAAGGGUCAGGGUAGAUGGGGGACCUUUUACUUGCCCAUGAUUUCUGUGGUCCAAAUCACCGUCUUCCUAUAUGGCCUUUAUUUUAAAAAGCAUGUGUAGGUUCUGCAUGUGCUAAUCACAGUAUGACAGCUGAAGGUAGUACCUAAAGGCACAUCUGCAAUUUACAGUGGGACAAUCUGGCAGUGGGAGAGACACGAGGAAAGGCUGACAUCCAUUUCUACCCUCAGAAAAUAGUUGCUGUCCUGUUCUGGCAGUGAGACAAUCUGGCAGUGUGGAUAAGCUGUGAGUCUCAUGCAAGCCUAAAGGCUACU